Camelina sativa (false flax) is the source of this 813-nucleotide messenger RNA. RefSeq names its product FCS-Like Zinc finger 3. The record is from RefSeq and is a predicted model, not a curated record. Lineage: Eukaryota; Viridiplantae; Streptophyta; Magnoliopsida; Brassicales; Brassicaceae.
AGCACCAAAUCAAUCAGCUUCUUCCUCCUCCUCCUUCUCUCUUUCUUUUUCUGCUUCCUCUCGAAUCUGCUUAUUAUCCUCUCGCAGUUUGCUUAUCUUUCGUGUAAAUUAAUUCGAAAGUUUUUUUGUUUGUGAAGAUCAGAUAAGUGAAUGGCUUCGUAUUACUCUGGUUUUUUGAGUUGUGAAGAGCCACACUUUUUGGAAUCUUGUUCUCUUUGCCGUAAACACCUUGGUCUUAACUCCGAUAUCUUCAUGUACAGAGGAGACAAGGCUUUUUGUAGCAAAGAGUGUAGAGAAGAACAGAUUGAAUCUGAUGAAGCCAAGGAGAGAAAGUGGAGAAAAUCGUCAAGAUCUCUCCGGAAAAACUCUUCGUCUGAAACUAAAGAAUCCGUCGCCGGUAACACCGUACGGGCAGGAACUCUUGUGGUGGCUUAGUAGAAGAAAAUUUUAUUACAUAAAUAUGAAAGCAAAUAGUGUUUUUUUUUCUUUUGUAUACCUUUUUUUUUUUUUUUUGUUUAAAAUCUAUCAUCCUUCAAAUCAGAAAACCCUUCUUCUUAAACCACACUCAUAAUAUCUCUCUCCCCAAGAGCUGCAAAAGUUUCUGCUCUGUUUCUAUGUUGGAUUCAGAUCGGAAUCUGAGAACAUUGUAGAUCUGGUUUUAUGUAAAUGAAUGUGGAGUUUUGGGAAGGGACAGAGAGAGAGUGUAAGAAGAAAAGGUUCCAUUGUUUUGUAAUCUUGGGGUUGAAAUUUUGUUCGAUUGUGUUUCAUAAAGAAGAAACAGAGCAUAAUAACUAUGUUCUAAUAAAAAUUCAA